GCACUUUUUUUCUCCGCCGCGGCCUUCCUAAAGCUGUGAGGCGGAGAUGGCCGGCCGGUGGCGGUUGAGAGGUGCCUUGCCGCCGCUGUUGUUGCUAUUCCUGCCGCUGCUAUGGCGCGCCGAGACGGCGCAUAUUAAGAAAGCAGAGGCUGCGGCCUUCACGGGCAACGCCUCAACGGCCGGAGCGACCCCGGCAAUGCACUACAUGGACGAGGCCGAGCUGGCGUCGUCGUUGCGCUCGCUGGCGGAGGACGAGGCUCCACCGGGCUUGGCGCGGCUCUUCUCCAUCGGCCGCUCGGGCGAGGGGCGGGAGUUGUGGGUGCUGCGCCUCAGCGCCGGCCUGCCUGAGGUCGAGGCGGGUCCCGACGCCGACCCCGGCGGGCCGCCCAUUGCCGGCCGUCCUCAAGUGAAGCUGGUGGCCAACAUGCACGGCGACGAGACGCUGGGCCGGGCCCUCCUCAGCCGCCUGGCUCGCGAGCUGGUGUCCGGCUGGCUGCGGGGAGACCCCCGCCUGCGCCGCCUCCUCAACACCACCGACCUCUACCUCAUGCCCAGCCUCAACCCGGACGGCUUCGCGCGCGCCGCCGAAGGGGACUGCGCAGGCGCCGCCGGCCAGAGCCAAGCGGGGACCAGCGGCGGGCGAGAGAACGCCCGAGGCCGGGACCUCAACCGCAGCUUCCCGGACCAGUUCGGAAAUGCACAGCCGGACCUGGCCGCGGUCCCUGAAGUGCGCGCCCUGAUGGAGUGGAUGAGGCGCAACCGGUUUGUGCUUUCUGCGAACCUGCAUGGGGGCUCUGUUGUUGCAAGCUAUCCAUAUGAUGACUCUGCUGUGCACCAGACUUCUGGGGUGUAUAGCAAAUCUGCUGAUGAUGAAGUCUUCAAGUACUUGGCAAAAGCUUAUGCAUCAAAUCAUCCAAUAAUGAAAACUGGCAACCCAAACUGCCCUGGGGAGGAGAGAGAAAUUUUUGAAGAAGGUAUCACUAAUGGUGCUCAGUGGUAUGAUGUGGAAGGUGGAAUGCAGGAUUAUAACUAUGUGUGGGCCAACUGCUUUGAGGUCACCUUUGAGCUUUCCUGCUGCAAAUACCCACCAGUAUCGCAGCUUGAGCAGGAGUGGGAAAAUAACCGAGAAUCUCUUCUUACCUUUAUUGAAAAAGUACACAUUGGGAUCAAAGGGUUUGUCCGGGAUUCGGUCACUCAGGCUGGCUUGGAAAAUACAACUAUUGCUGUGGCUGGGAUUGAUCACAACAUUACAACUGGUUGUUUUGGUGAUUAUCACAGAUUGCUGGUACCUGGAAUCUACAACAUCACUGUAGCUGUUGUGGGUUACCUGCCAGUUACAAAAGUGAAUGUUGAGGUGAAGGAAGGGAAUGCAACUGCAGUUGACUUCUCCUUGGAACCUACAACAGCAGUAAAGAUCUCUGAUCCUACUCAGGAUAUACCAGUACCUGCCACAGAUCCUGCUCCCGCUGCUACCAAUAUGACCAGUACAGAAAAGCCAACCCCUGCCCACCAAGCUAUCCAGCCGAAGGACUUCCGCCACCAUCACUUUCCAGACAUGGAAAUCUUCCUGAGGAAGUAUGCCAAUGAGUACCCAAGCAUCACCCGGCUCUACUCAGUGGGCAAGUCAGUGGAGCAGAGGGAGCUGUAUGUGAUGGAGAUUUCAGACAACCCAGGCAUCCACGAAUUAGGUGAGCCAGAAUUCAAGUACAUUGGGAACAUGCAUGGCAAUGAGGUGGUGGGCCGAGAGCUGCUUCUCAAUCUCAUUGAGUACCUUUGCAAGAACUAUGGAACUGAUCCUGAAGUGACAGACUUGGUUCAAAGGACUCGAAUCCACAUCAUGCCCUCCAUGAACCCUGAUGGCUAUGAGAAAUCUCAAGAAGGAGACAGAGAGGGAACUGUUGGCAGAAAUAACAGCAAUAAUUAUGACCUGAAUAGGAAUUUUCCAGAUCAGUUCUUCCAGAUUUCAGACCCUCCGCAGCCAGAAACAAUGGCUGUCAUGAACUGGCUGAAGGCUUAUCCUUUUGUGCUGUCUGCAAACUUGCAUGGAGGCUCUCUGGUGGUUAAUUACCCCUACGAUGAUGACCAACAUGGAAUUGCCACAUACAGUAAAUCUCCUGACGAUGCCCUGUUUCAAGAAAUUGCUCUUUCUUAUGCCAAGGAAAAUGUACAGAUGUUCCAGGGUCACCCGUGUGCAGAAAUGUAUCCUGAUGAAUACUUCCCUCAUGGCAUCACUAAUGGAGCUCACUGGUAUAACGUUCCAGGUGGAAUGCAGGACUGGAAUUAUUUAAACACAAAUUGCUUUGAAUUGACCAUUGAGCUGGGCUGUGUCAAAUACCCCAAGGCUGAGGAGUUGCCCAAGUACUGGGAGCAGAAUCGUAGAUCUCUGCUGCAAUUCAUCAAGCAGGUUCACCGAGGUGUCAAAGGGUUUGUGUUGGAUGCCACAGAUGGACAGGGCAUCUUAAAUGCAACCAUCGACGUUGCCAACAUUAAUCACCCUGUCUCCACAUAUAUGGGUGGAGACUAUUGGCGCCUGUUGGCUCAUGGGACUUACAAGAUCACUGUGUCUGCCCGAGGGUAUAACUCAGAAACAAAGAUUGUGGAAGUAGUUGAGAAAUCUGCGGUUCAGGUCAACUUCACUUUGACGCGGAAAGAUUCCAAAAUGGAGGAAGGGAAAGUGCCUGACAUUAACAUGGCAGAUGCCAGCGACCCAGUUACCAAGGAGUUUGAGAUGCUGAUCAAAAACCUCUCAGCUGAGAAUGGGCUGGAACACCUCUUGCUGACUUCCAUGGCAGAUGUCCUGCCUUAUCGGUAUCGACCCUACAAGGAUCUGUCCAUGUUCCUUCGAGGCCUGAACCUGAAUUACCCUCUGAUCACAAAUCUCACUAGUUUGGGCCAGAGUGUUGAGUUUCGUCAGAUCUGGUCCCUGGAAAUCUCCAACAAACCCAACCAAUCUGAACCAGAGGAACCAAAGAUCCGUUUUGUUGCUGGCCUCCAUGGCAAUGCUCCGGUUGGCACAGAGCUGCUUCUGGCCCUCGCAGAAUUCUUAUGCAUGAACUACAAAAAGAGUCUGGCCAUCACAAAGCUGAUUGACAAAACAAGAAUUGUGAUAGUGCCAUCCCUGAACCCAGAUGGGCGUGAGAUUGCUCAGGAGAGAGACUGCACAUCGAAGAUAGGGCAAACCAAUGCACACGGCAAAGAUCUGGACGCUGAUUUCACAAGUAAUUCCUCCCAGCAAUCUAGUGUGCGAGAACCAGAGACCAAGGCCGUCAUCGAGAACCUGAUACUGAAGAAAGACUUCAGCCUCUCUGUUGCCUUGGACGGAGGGUCCCUGCUUGUUACAUACCCCUAUGACAAGCCAGUGCAGACAGUUGAGAACAAAGAAACACUGAGACAUUUGGCAUCUCUGUACGCAAACAACCAUCCCACAAUGUACCUUGGCCAGUCCAGCUGUGCAAACAAGUCUGAUGAGAACAUUCCAGGGGGAGUGAUGCUUGGAGCAGAGUGGCACAGUCACUUGGGCAGCAUGAAGGAUUUCAGUGUUUCAUAUGGGCAUUGCCCAGAGAUCACGGUGUACACUGGCUGCUGUUACUUCCCAGGGGCAGGACAGCUCCCUACUCUGUGGGCAGAGAACAAGAAAUCUCUCCUUGCCAUGCUUGUUGAGGUUCAUAAGGGAAUCUACGGGCUGGUGCGAGACAGGCACGGAAGGCCAGUUCCUAAAGUUGAAAUUGUGCUGAAUGAACGGGUGAAAGUCUCCACCAAGGAAGGUGGCUAUUUCCAUGUGUUGCUGGUUCCUGGCUUCCAUAACCUUCAUGCCAAAGCUGAUGGCUAUCAGCAGCAGCAUAUUCAGGUCUUAGUUCACCAUGACGUGGCUACCUUUGUGCACAUCCAGUUCGAUAUGGACAACAGGAUUUUCGGUCUUCCAAGGGAAUUAGUGGUCACGGUAGCAGGUGCUUCCAUGUCGGCUUUGAUUCUCACAGCCUGCAUCAUCUGGUGUGUCUGUUCCAUCAAGUCCAACCGGCAUAAGGAUGGCUUCCACCGCCUACGCCAGCACCAUGAUGACUAUGAGGAUGAGAUCCGAAUGAUGUCUACAGGAUCUAAAAAGUCCCUUCUGAGCCACGAAUUCCAGGAUGAAACAGACACUGAGGAGGAAACACUUUACUCCAGCAAACACUGACCCAUCUGCUGGCAGGGAGGCUCCCUGCAGAGACAGAACCUGCAACUGAGCAUUUCUUAAGUGACGGACCUAGAUCACCUCUGGAGCCAGAACCUCUGUGGAUCACACUAAUUCCUAUUUAUGCACAAGGAGGCCCUGCUCUGCCACUGGCUGCUUUUCCAGUGAGAAUCUGAACUGAGGACUCUCGCAGAGCUGGUAUUGGCAGCCUGGUUGCUUGCAAUUCACUCUGGGGAAGCGGAGCUGUUGCCGGUGGCCAACUUUGUAGCAUUUUUUGCCUAAGUGUCUAAGAAUAUUCACUCCUUGAGGGAAAUAAGCUGUAGCAACCGUGAUUUUCUCUAAGCUGCUACAGCAACAUAAAAGUGGCUUCAGAACUUCUUUCACUUCUGCCUUUGUUCAAGUCCAGCAGUCUUGCUCCCUUCUUGGAAACAUAAACCACCACCUCCUAAAUAGGACUUCAGAUUAGAUCAUUUUGGCAAGUGACCUUCUCCUGAAAGAGAUUACAGGAAUGGAUUGUUGUAUCCAGAUGUGUGAAUCUCUGGUUGAGGCUGUGGUCUGUGCAAAAUAAAACCAAUAUGUUUGUUUCCUUUGAAUUCUCUUGCACAAAUACUGCUUCAGAGUAUCUACAAUUUUCUAUGUGAGAACAUAAAAUAGCAAAAGAUGCAUUUCUGAACUUAAAUGGAUAAUUUCCAGUCUGUCUAAUAUCAGCUCAUACCAUUACAAAGAGCCAGAUUACUCAGAUUGGUGCCAAAUGGGAUUUUUUUGCAGCUCAUUUUUUGAGAUCCGCCUGUUGAAAACAGCCAGGCCACUGGCUUGCCUGUCUGUGCAGCUAGAGUCUGAAGACUUCCAGAAAUGGCCUCCAAGUAAAAAAAUAAACCUAAACAUUGCUUGUUCAUAGGUCUACUUAAAAAAAAAAAACCUCCAUUACCCUUCCUCUCCAACCCUGAGUUUAUUACUACCAGCUCAUUUGCUGCACCUGGAUUUUGCUUAAAGUCAUGCUGUUCAUGUGCUCUGGAUUCAAACCAUGCAAUGGGCCCACUUUGGGAUAGAGGCUGUGUAGUGGUUCUUGUAUCACAGGAUCUGAGGAAUAUAUCUAGCACUUUGGUUUAAAUGGGAGGGGGCGCUUAUAUGUAGUGGGAAGAGUGAGAAACUGUUGCAUGGCAGCUGUUGGGUCCACAAAAUCUAUCUUAAAAAGUGAAAUCAGUUAUUUCAACUAAACCAUUUAAAAAACAAGCCACAUUUUAAAUGUCAUAUUAAUUGUAUUUGGAGAGAAAAUUGCAAAUCAAACUUCUGACGAGCAGUAAAGGCAAAUUGCUAAAUAAUGAGAAUGGGAUUUGGUGGUCUUUGGGAUAAUGGAAUUGGAGUAAAUUAUCCACAGAGCUAGUUGGCAAGGACAAAAGACACAACUGUCUUUGCAUGGCGGUUUAUGAUCAGAUGAUGGACAUGCCAUAAUGUAUGUUGGAUUUUGUGGUCUUUUGUUUUUUCUGCCCAAAGCAGCUGUUCCUUUAAGAGGCUGAACUUUGCACAAAACAAGCAAGGGUCUGUUUAUUGGCAUUUUGUAGCUCUCCUCUUGAAUCCUUGGGUUUGUGAUGGUAAAUAUCUUUAAAAACUAAACUAUCUACCAUGAUGAUUCCCAGCUUGCCAACAGUAUGAUUCUUUCAUCUGUCUUGACUAGACAUGGGCAUGAAUCGAUAUAUGAAUCAACUUUCGUGUUUUGUGGGGCUGUGUUUUUCACUAAAUCCAUGACUUUUUAGGCCAAUUUGUAGAAUUUCUGAAUGCUUCAUGAUGCCAGACAGGCUGGCACCGAUCCAUUGAUUCCCUAGGCAUCAUAGGCCCGGAAUUCUGCAGACCUUUUAUUGCUUUGGAAACCCCAGUCUUAGCCCACAUAACCUUGAUAGGCAGCUCUCCCUGCCAACCUGCAAUCUCCCAUUCUGUUCUAUGAGAGCAACGGGCAGGGGAGAGAUGGGCCUUCUGUAGCCAUUGGAACACCAAUCCCAUCCCUCCAAACCCAGUUAGGCAGGUCUUUCUGCCAAUCAGAGAGUUCCUGUUCUGCUCUAUGUGAGCAUUUCUUAUAUAAGACACAGCUCUGUGCCUCCUGCUUUCAGUUCCAGUAGACAGAGGGAGAUGGAGGAGCUGUUGCUGGGAUUUGGAGUGAGAGAGAGUGGAAUUGGGAGCUUUUGGCUGGAUUUGCUGCUGCUUCAAAAGAGACUGAAAAUAUUUUUUGCUCUUGUCCUUGCUGGGAAGGUUGUUGGGUGAUGGUGCCUUUGAAGUCUCCUUGCGAGUUUAGCAUCUCUGGGCCAUUGUAGGGCCUCGGGAUCUGAUGAAUCAUGAACCUAACGAAUUGCUUUGUGAAACGGGACAAUUUCGUGAAAGUUCAUGAUUUGUGGAACGUGCCGAACCACAAAACUCAAGGUUCUCCCCCCCCCAUUUUGUGCCCGUCUCUAGUCUUGACCCCUUUAUUCCCUGGCUUAGGGGUUCUUAGAAAUACUUUCAUAAUGCCUUUAGCCUCCCUUCUGAAAUGUGGGAACGGGUUGAGUUUGGGUUUGUAGUAAGAAUUGAACUUAGGCAUUGAUAGCAAAUUAUGAUAAAACAAGUUUGCCACUUCUGAUGUUUUUCUGCAGUCAUAAGAGAGUUCAGAUACACACUUAAAACUGUACAAUUUUAUUCCAGCUUCCAUUACAUUAAAUUUCAAGUUAUUGAAUCAUUAUACUGUGGGGUCAGUUUUCUGUAUUUUUAAAUCUUCUCUCUGUCUCCAUAGAUUGUGAGUGUCAGUGCAAUGUGAUGGCCACCAUAUUGGAUUUAGACUAGCAAGAUCCUUGGUUCAGAAGUGUAUUGGGUUUGUUGCUGUUUUUCUUCCUAACCUACCUCAUAAGUGUCCUUGAGGCUAAAAUGAGGAGACGGAAUGCUGUGAACAAUAGGAUUUUAGAAAUUGUUAAUUAAGAGAUUCUAGGUCAUGAAAAUGAGGUAAGAAAUGGACAUUAUGAAACCAAGUGCCUGAGCUUGUUAACGGCUUGAGGUUAGACCAAUUUAUCUGUACAAAUAUGCCAGUUGUGAAUUUCUGCUGUAGUAUAUGCAAAAAAUAUGUAAGUGAUGUCAAGUCGCAACUGACAUAUGGUGACCUCUCAUGGGAUUUUCAAGGCAAGAGAUGAGCAGAGGUGUUUUGUCAUUGCCUGCCUCUGCACAGCAACCCCAGUGUUCCUUGAUAGUCAGCCAUCCCAAGUACUAAUCAUGGAUGACUAGUUAGCUUUUCCAGCUGCUCUCCUAAUCAUAUUCGGCCUUAAUUGAGCUUUGGGGGGGGGGCGGGUUUGUAUCUGGAGCUAUGUAGGCUUUCUUUUAAAAUUAAAAAGUACAGUACCAUUUCCAAACACUUAAUCUUUCCACUACAUUUCAGGCCUUGGGGUAGGCAUUUCUAAUGCAUAUCAAGAUGUCCCCAUUUCCCUACAACCUCUUCUAUCAAGCAAUAAAUGGUUGAGCAUCACACAGGCCCUUUAACUUACAUAAUGAAUUUGUUCAAAAGUGGCUAGCACUGUAACUUGGAGACACUUCUUGCCUUGCUAAUGGGGAACUGGCACUCUCCUUUUGCUACUAAUUGAUGCACAGUUUUUAGACUGAAGUGGUACCUACCUAUGCCCUUUUGCAGCACCUGUUGCCUUUCCACCUCAAUGUCUGCUUCUUGGCCACCAAAGUCUAGCCUGCAGCUGCUUUAUGUAUCUUUGUCGCUGUCCUUUGAUCCAUGCACAGAGUGCCUUUUGAAAACAGAUUUUGCAGUGAGGCACUUGAAAAUGACACCCAGAUGGUGUAAUGACAAUUUUGUAUCUUUUCCCACACCAAAAGUCUCAGCUGCGUGUGUAUGUUUUACAUGUACGUUGGGAUCUUAAUAAUCUGUAUAAAACUAUUUUAUGAUGA
Eublepharis macularius is the source of this 8077-nucleotide messenger RNA. It is a transcript of the gene CPD, whose product is annotated as carboxypeptidase D. The record is from RefSeq and is a predicted model, not a curated record. The transcript has 21 exons. Gene Ontology annotation, molecular function: metallocarboxypeptidase activity; zinc ion binding. Bases 47 to 4174 code for a protein of 1375 amino acids. Gene Ontology annotation, biological process: proteolysis. NCBI's taxonomy places the organism in Eukaryota, Metazoa, Chordata, Lepidosauria, Squamata, Eublepharidae.